GUGUCGUGCUUCGCCUCAAGGGUGAUUGCAGCUCGUGUGCCAGUAGUAGUACCAUGAUUCCCUUUGUCAACAUCUUCGCCUAGCCAUUCGUGCGAGCGAAUGUCUAGCUGCAGGAACGUCGAGCUGAGGUACUUUGAGCAUCGAAAAGACAAACAACACGGCCGUUUCCAAAGGGCCCACGGAGCGUGUACAAGCGCACCGGUGCUGUCGACGGUGCCAAAGUUUUGCUGGUUUCAAGCCAAGAGCGCAGCCCCUGGGCCCGCUGGUUUUCGCAGCGGAUUGGCGUCCGCGUCUCUCUCAAACCACUGGACGACCGACAUAGAUGAGGUGGAUACAGCCCGGGGUGAGGCUGUGCAUCAGCGGCUAGUGCCAGUUUCGGGAACAUUCAACGUCUCUGAAUCAAGAGCCCUAAGGGUCUGGCGUUGCAAAUUGCUACGGCGAUGCGCUAACGGGCGAGGCCUCAGUUCAAUGCUUGAAUACGAAGCGCCGCCCCUAAAAUUGGCUGCAGAGCUGAGGUGGCGAUCAGAGACACAUCAACGGUCGAGGUGGGUGCUUCAGACGUGGUGCGCAUGUGCCUGUGUCUGUGCAUCUGCAUCUGCAUCUGCUUCGUGUUUCUUUCGGGAUCAGGCUGGCGCCAAAUUCAGGCUGGUGGCUGUGGAACGGUGUCAGGCUGUGGUUCAGGCGGGAUGAGGCUAUGCAGAUCAUGGCUGGCGAUCAUCUGAACGUUAUUUUGUAAAGAAGAUGAAGAUGGGCAAAAGACGGGAGUUGAGAUAGACAUCAAGAGACGUAUCGUACAGGUACGAACCUGAAGUACCGCUCUUUCCUUGUCAAGGGGGUUGAAGGA
Molecule: messenger RNA, 844 nt
Organism: Trichoderma harzianum CBS 226.95
Lineage: Eukaryota; Fungi; Ascomycota; Sordariomycetes; Hypocreales; Hypocreaceae
Exons: 1
Coding region: 100-690 (196 amino acids)
Source: RefSeq, a predicted model, not a curated record